Messenger RNA from Octopus sinensis (East Asian common octopus), 2059 nucleotides. RefSeq names its product calcium-binding mitochondrial carrier protein SCaMC-2. The record is from RefSeq and is a predicted model, not a curated record. NCBI's taxonomy places the organism in Eukaryota, Metazoa, Mollusca, Cephalopoda, Octopoda, Octopodidae. Gene Ontology annotation, molecular function: calcium ion binding; ATP transmembrane transporter activity. The transcript has 11 exons. Bases 62 to 1495 code for a protein of 477 amino acids. Gene Ontology annotation, biological process: transmembrane transport.
AUUUGCUGCGGUCUCACUCUGUUUGUCUGCGAGCGUAAGUGGUAUUUCAUGUGAUAAUAAAAUGUCGUCUUCUCCGGAUAACACUCAUGAGCUUUCUCACGAAGAAAAAGAAAAGCUGGCAUCACUUUUUAACCGUCUAGAUGUAAAUAAAGACGGUUCUAUCGACAUUCAUGAUUUGAGUGCAGCAUUAAGUCAGAUGGAAGUUCCUCAAGUACCGGGACAGGCGCAGAGAUUCUUUGAAAAGACAGAUGUGUCAAAAGAUGGUCAAGUUAACUUUGCUGAGUUUGUCCAAUAUGUUGCUGAACAUGAGAAGAAACUGCGGCUGUUUUUCCGUAACAUCGAUACAAAUCAAGAUGGAGCCAUUGAUGUGUCAGAAAUCAUCACAUCCUUCAAAAAUUUGGGAUUACAUGUGGAUCAAGCCGAGGCUGAAAAGCUCCUGCAAAGAAAUGAGACUUUUGAUGCAUCUUAUAAAUCACCAUUGUGCUGGGGAAUGGACAAGGAUGGCACUUUAAAAAUUGAUUGGGACGAAUGGCGUGAAUAUCUCCUUCUUCAUCCAAGCCAGAAUAUCCACGACAUUAUUGCUUAUUGGAGGCAUUCUACAGUAAUCGACAUUGGAGAAAAUGUCAUUGUACCAGAUGACUUUACAGAAAAAGAGCUACAGUCAGGCAUGUGGUGGCGUUACCUCGUUGCAGGAGGCACUGCUGGAGCUGUUUCAAGAACGUGUACUGCACCCCUUGACAGACUAAAAGUUCUUCAACAGGUGCAUGGAAAAUCUGGAAUUCGCUCAGGUUUCAAACACAUGUUGGAAGAAGGUGGAGUCAAAUCCUUGUGGCGAGGCAAUGGGAUCAAUGUUUUCAAAAUUGCCCCAGAAUCUGCUCUUAAAUUUUCUUUCUAUGAAAAUAUCAAAUCUCUUUUCAAAAAAGACAAACAUGAACUUGGAAUGGCAGAGAGAUUUAUUUCUGGGUCAUUAGCUGGUGCUAUCUCACAAACUAUUAUUUACCCCAUGGAAGUACUGAAAACAAGAUUAGCUGUUCGAAAAACUGGACAAUACAAGGGUAUUUUUGAUUGCGCAAAACAACUCUUCGGAAUUGAAGGUGUUUCUUGCUUCUAUAAAGGCUACAUUCCAAACUUAAUAGGAAUUCUUCCAUAUGCUGGAAUUGAUCUUUGUGUAUAUGAGACAUUGAAGUCAAUGUAUCUUGCCAGAAGCAAAAGCAAACAAGAUCCAAGCAUUUUUGUGAUAUUGACCUGUGGUACGAUAAGCAGCACUUGUGGCCAACUAACAAGUUAUCCUCUAGCUCUGGUCCGAACUAGACUCCAGGCUCAUGGAGCUUCUCACACAAUGACCAGCAUGUUCAAAGACAUUUUAAGGAAGGAUGGUUUCAGAGGACUUUAUCGAGGUCUUACUCCAAAUUUUAUGAAAGUGGCACCAGCAGUUAGCAUAAGCUAUGUAGUAUAUGAACAUACUCGGACUGCAUUAGGAGUAUCUUCAACUUAACAUGUUAAUUUCACGAACUCAACAUCAACACAAAAAGAAAAAAAAGGGGUCAGUUUCUAUCUCCCUCUUACAUGUUCUCAUUAUCGUUGCAUUGAGAACAUAGACAGAAAUAGGUACAGUGAAAAAACAAAAAAGACCUGAGAACUAGUCUGGAAGCAGAAAGUGACUCAAUAAGAGUUAAGAAAUGAAGAUCUUAUAUAUAAAAAAAGAUUGUUCAAGAAAAUGUUAAAACAGUGUUUGCUACUGGAAAUUUGAUAAAAUGUUUUUAUUGUUGCAAGAUGCAAGAUAACCAAGUACAUGGAAUAAUGGAAUAUUCAUUCCUGGAAAGAAACCUGCCUUAAUGUUAUUGUUUUUGUUUUGUUUUAUUUUUUUUAUAAAUGGGAUUGACAGAAUCAUGAGAGCAUUGGACAAAAUGCCUUGAGGCAUAUUUAGUUACAGCUCUUUAUGUUUGUAGUUCAAAUCCCACAAAGGUCAACUUUGCCUUUCAUCCUUCAGGGCUAGAUAAAAUAAAGUACCAGUAAAGUACUGGGGGUUGAUUUUAAUCAACUAAUCCCUCCCUACAAA